UGCCUUAUGUACAUGUGAGUGUAUUUUAACUCCUACAAUUCGAUGACAUAAAAAUUCUGUUACAAUUCUGUUCAUAGAAAGAUUAUGUUUUCUGCCAAGUUCGUUUUGAUAUCAUUCACUUCAGUUUUGUUCUUGAAUUCCAGGCAUAAAGUAUUUGUACGUUUAAGGUUAUUGGUAAAAUUGCAAGACUUUCUAUACUUUAUAAUCAUGGCAUUAACUGCAGAGCCCCUCACACUUGAAAGAGAUAUAAACAGAGCUUGUGAAUUGAUUGACAUAUUAAAGUCAAGUGGCCAAGUUCCCACCCAGAAGUUGGAGCAGUUGCAAGCUGUGUUACGAAGUGACUUUCUACAAGCUGUUCGUGAGGUGUACGAACAUGUUUACGAAACUGUGGAGAUUUCAGGCAGCCCAGAGAUCGCAGCAAACGCCACAGCCAAGGCAACAGUAGCUGCUUUUGCAGCCAGUGAAGGCCAUUCACAUCCUCGUGUGAUAGAAAUGCCAAAGACCGAGGAAGGACUUGGUUUUAAUGUAAUGGGCGGUAAAGAACAAAGCUCCCCCAUUUAUAUUUCACGUAUUAUACCUGGUGGGGUGGCGGACCGACACGGCGCUCUUAAACGUGGUGACCAGUUGUUGUCCGUUAAUGGAGUGUCUGUUGAAGGAGAAUGUCAUGAAAAAGCAGUUGAUCUAUUAAAAGCUGCACAAGGUAGUGUAAAACUAGUUGUGCGAUACACACCACGUGUGCUCGAAGAGAUGGAAAACAGAUUUGAACGAAUGAGGUUGUCACGGCGGCAAAAUCAAAACAGCACUGGGUAGAUUUCGCAAUUAAUAUUCGACAUUGUGAAACUUCUUAAAUACCCUUUGUUGUUUAUUAUUGCUACUAAUACGAUACUCUUAUCAUUGUAGUUUUCACAUGUUUAAUAUUGUGGUAUGAUUUUGUAUGUAAUCAGUUUAAUAUGUGGCAAAAUUGUUAUGGUGCUUUAAUUGAAUGCGAAACAACUUACAGUGCAUUUUUGAUUUGAACCUCUAUUACAAGACUAUUGUACUAUUGCUAAAUUUACGUUUUAUGGCUGUAUUUAUUUAAUUUUUGCUGCUUGUUUAAACUGGUUCAGUUUUAUAAUGAUUGCCAAGAAUAAUGAUACAAUUUUUUCAAAAUUUUAUUUUGCUGGGUGUGCUAUAAGAUAUAAACAUAAUUGUUUUGUGUAAAUUUCAAUUACUUAUUGUGUAUACAUUGUAUAACAUUAUCAACACAUACACACCUAUCUCUACUGCAAUUUGUUCUGCCAUUUUUCGAAAACGGAAGAUAUAGUGUUUAUGCUUACAAUUUAAAAAGAACAACUGAAUCAGAUUCCUGAUAUGUAAGUAUCAUCAUAUGCUAUAUUAUUGGUAAUAUAUACAUAAAUCAAUAAAUCAGCUGAUUGGGAA
Ciona intestinalis (vase tunicate) is the source of this 1419-nucleotide messenger RNA. RefSeq names its product protein lin-7 homolog C-like. Gene Ontology annotation, molecular function: protein binding. NCBI's taxonomy places the organism in Eukaryota, Metazoa, Chordata, Ascidiacea, Phlebobranchia, Cionidae. The record is from RefSeq and is a predicted model, not a curated record.